AUGAAAAAGCUUUUUGAUAAUUUUAAGAUAUUGAUAAUCAAGUCAGUCGAUCUUCCAGAUACUGAAGUUCAGAGUCUUGCUGAGAUAUUGCAACAAUACUGCGUUGAAUAUGAAGUUCUAGAAAAUGGGUCAUCAAUUGAUAAAGAAGAACUAAUCAUCAAAGAAUUUACUCAUAUUCUUUCAAACAACAUCAAUUUUGAGCUUUACUCAUUUGCACAAGAAAAUAUGAUUCCUGUUAGUACAUCCGAUUUCAUUUACAAAACUGUGGAACUACAAAGACAACCCCCAAUUAGACCAUUUUCACCAGAUCCAAAACAUGUUUUGAAAGAUAUUCACGUAUGUGUUGGCGGUCUACCAUUAUCAGAUAAGGAAGCAAUAUUUGGUGGGGUUAGAGCACUUGGUGGCUGUUUUUCUGAUACUUUGAACAAAUUUGUUACUCAUUUGAUUUCAACUGAUUCCGAUGAAGAUUGUUGUAUUGCAGUGAACUCUAUUGAGGAUUGUAAGAUCAAAAUCGUUUUACCAAAUUGGAUUGAUGAUUGCUUAAAAUUAAGAAAAAAGCUGGAUGAAACUCCAUAUCUUUUAGAGGAUGGUGGCUCAGUGAUUGAACAACAAGAAAAAUUAAAAGAAAUGGAUGUUAUUAAUAAAGAUGCUAAAUCCAUUAAAGCUCAAGCUAAAUUUUUGAAUAACAAAAGAUUUUACAUUGGAAAAGAUCUCGAAUUAACACAAAGAUCGCAUGAUCUGAUUGUUGUUUUGAUUGAGAAUUCUGGUGGUGUUGUGGAGAAUAAAUUAAAUGAUGCCCAAUUUUACAUUGGGAAAUUCAGAGACGGUGACGAAUAUAGAAAGGCAAGCAGAACAGGUCUGAACGUUGGGAAUUUGAAUUGGAUUUAUUGGAUGGUUGAGCAUCAGAAGUAUAUCUCUCCAUAUUUGAAAUUAUUACAUUAUCCAUAUGUUCGUCAUGGAAUGCCUCAAAUGAAGAAAUUUGUUAUUGCUUCCACAAAUUAUUCAGGUGAUGCAAGAUUUUACAUCUUAAAACUUGUUGAAGCUCUAGGAGCCGAGUUUACAACUUCAUUAAAACAAAGAAAUACUCAUCUUAUUACUGCCACACCAGUUGGUGCUAAAUACAAUGCAGCUAAAAAAUGGGGUAACAUUUCAGUUGUUAAUCAUUUAUGGCUAGAAGAAACAUAUGCAAGUUGGAAACUACAAUCAGCUUCACAUCCUAGAUAUUCCCAUUUCCCAAGAUCACUAGAAAUGAGUGACAUUGUUGGCGAGACACCACUUGAUAUUGAAGUGCUCAAGCAUUUCUAUGAUGAUGGUAAUUCUGAUUAUUCAGCUAAUGUCAUCGAAGAUUCUGAAGGUGAAGAUGAACAUGCUAGUGCUGUCAUAACUACUGCUAAAAUUGCUUCUACUCCAGAUAGUUCAGCAGCUUCAAUUCGUGCAUCAAGUGGUCGUAAAGCCAAAGAUAAAGCAGCUGCUAAACUUCAUGAAAAUAUGGAGGAAUUGAAUUAUUUUCAAAAGCAACACAGAUCAAAAGAUAUACCUAUGCUGCCUCAAGAAAUUGAAGAAAGAAAACGUAAAAGAGCUUUAGAAGAAUCUGAGAAGAAAAAAAGACAAUCACCAUCAUCAGCUGGAUCUGUUGAAGCGGAGGUAAAAGAAGAACAACCAGAAAAUAAAGAUUCAAAGGCUGAAGCACCAAAACCAAAGAAGGCAAAGAAAUCUUCUUCUCCAGUACCAACAGAAAACCCAUAUAAUAUUACCGCUAUUGCUACUGGGUGGGAUGUGAAUUUUAAUAGAGCCGACACUCAAAUUUUACACAAUCUUGGUAUCACUUUACACAAAGAAUUCAAAAAGAAUAUCAAUGCUAUAAUAUCACCUAAGUUUAUGAGAACAGAAAAGUUUUUAACAGGAUUAAGUUAUAAGUUGGAUUAUAUUAUAUCACCUUUAUUUUUACAAGAAGUCAUUUCAGAAUUUAAGUCCAAUCCAAAUGAUUUGAAAAAAUUACCAAAAGUUGAAGAUUUUAGUAUUGAUAAAUUGAAUCCAACAUCUGUGAAAGAAUUGACAUCAAUUUCAUUAUCCAAGUUAAUGAAUAAAUCAAAAACUCGUAUUAAUUCAUAUGAUAGAAUUUUUGAAGACAUGUCUUUCAAUAUUACACCAAAAAUUCCAGGUGGGGCAGCUACUGUUCAAAAGAUCUUGAAAGCUCAUGGUGCCAAAAAUGUUAAUGUGAUCAAGACUGUUAAAGAUUUGAAGAAUUUAAAAUCAUUAGUCAAGAGUAAUGAUGAAUCCUAUGUGCUAAUCUCAAGUGAAAAAAAUCAUGGUGAUAAGUUUCAAACAAUAUUAAAGGAUGAAAAUCAGCAUGGGAAAGUCAUUGAAUGGAAUUGGGUGAUUGAUAGCAUAUUCAAUAUGGAAAUCAAUGAUAAGAAAAACGUUUUGUUCAGCAAUUAA
Molecule: messenger RNA, 2439 nt
Organism: Hansenula anomala
Lineage: Eukaryota; Fungi; Ascomycota; Saccharomycetes; Phaffomycetales; Wickerhamomycetaceae
Gene: RTT107
Product: Rtt107p
Exons: 2
Coding region: 1-2439 (812 amino acids)
Biological process (GO): double-strand break repair; DNA double-strand break attachment to nuclear envelope
Cellular component (GO): Cul8-RING ubiquitin ligase complex; nucleus
Source: RefSeq, a predicted model, not a curated record